Molecule: messenger RNA, 725 nt
Organism: Drosophila guanche
Lineage: Eukaryota; Metazoa; Arthropoda; Insecta; Diptera; Drosophilidae
Product: putative SERF-like protein
Exons: 3
Coding region: 151-333 (60 amino acids)
Cellular component (GO): cytosol
Source: RefSeq, a predicted model, not a curated record
UCGCAAAAUAAAGCAAACCGCUGGAAAUAAAUCAAAGAAAUUAAAAUAUACUCGGAUUACACACGAUCAAAUAUUGAUACGUGUACGCCUUUUGCGGAGCGAGAUUUUGCAGCUAGAUCCGGAGCAUUUCGUUAUACCAGAGCGAGAAAAAUGACACGGGGAAACCAAAGGGACUUGGCGCGCCAGAAGGCGCAAAAGAAACUCUCCGAACAGACCAAGGGAAAACGCACCGAUAAUCUCACCGUGGAGCAGCGCAAGGCUAGGGAUGCUGAGGUGAUGCGGGAGAAGCAGAAGAAAAAGGAAGAUGCUGCAGCAGCUGGGACAAGUAAAUAGAGGCCAGCCAACAGACAACUCCAUCAGGUAGACAGAUGCAGGCGUGGGUCACACACAAAUUUGUUAGUGGAUAGUCAGUCGUUGCGUUCCAGGGACCUGGGAUCUGGAACAGUCAACGCCAUUCUACAUGAGAGUAAUAUAAUGAGAAUUUUAUACAUUUCAACGCUACAACUAUGCAUAGAUAUUACCGAGCUGUAGCUGUACCGAGCAAUAUUUAAGCCCAGCCCACAACCCACAGGUCACACCACACAAACGGUCUCAAUGGAUUUCGAUUUCAAUACCGCCAUGGUUUUCGUUCCCUUUUUCCUUUUCGCAGUGUCCGGCUGAAACAUAAUUAAGCAAAACUGUUUAUUUCUCAACAUACCUGAUUAAAAAUUACUUACUCUAAUGUA